UGAUAUCACCAAGUUCACAUCCACUCCUGUCCCUGUGAAGAGUGAAGAUGAUGAAGAGAAACCUCAGUCCUCACAGCUUCAUCAAAGACACACUGAACAGAUGGAAACAGAAGCAGAAGGAGAGGACAGUGGAGGAGCAGAACCAGACAGGAACUCAAAUCCAGAUACACAUUUAAAACAAAAGACUGAUGACAGUGAUGAUUGGACGGAGACCAGAGAACCUCAGUCAGGUUUAAACUGUCUGAAAAAUAAUGAAGUCCCUGUCAGUGAUUUGAUUGUUUGUGAGAAACGAUUUAGCUGCUCUGAGUGUGGGAAAAGAUUUGAUUACAGUGGAGAUCUGAAGAGACACAUGAUAACUCAUACAGGAGAGAAACCAUUUAGCUGCUCUGAGUGUGGGAAAAGAUUUGGUCAAAACGGAAAUCUGAAGAGACACAUGAGAUCUCAUACAGGAGAGAGACCAUUUAGCUGCUCUGAGUGUGGGAAAAGAUUUGAUUACAGUGGAGAUCUGAAGAUACACAUGAAAACUCACACAGGAGAGAAACUGUUUAGCUGCUCUGAGUGUGGGAAAAGAUUUGGUCAAAAUGGAAAUCUGAAGAGACACAUGAGAUCUCAUGCAGGAGAGAAACCAUUUAGCUGCUCUGAGUGUGGGAAAAGAUUUGGUCACCGUGGAGAUCUGAAGAUACACAUGAGAGCACAUACAGGAGAGAAACCAUUGAGUUGCUCUGAAUGUGGGAAAAGAUUUGGUCACAGUGGAGAUUUGAAUAAACACAUGAGAUCUCAUACAGGAGAGAAACCAUUUAGUUGCUCUGAGUGUGGGAAAAGAUUUGGUCACAGUGGAGAUUUGAAUAAACACAUGAGAUCUCACACAGGAGAGAAACCAUUUAGUUGCUCUGAGUGUGGGAAGAGAUUUGGUCAAAAUGGAAAUCUGAAGAAACACAUGACAGUGCAUACAGGAGAGAAACCAUUUAGCUGCUCAAUUUGUGGGAAAUCAUUUACACAAAAUGGAAAUUUACAGUCACACAUGAAAAUUCAUGCAGGAGAAAAGUUAUUCAGCUGUUUAGUCUGAAAAAAAAUCUCUUUGGAAUAAGAUUUUAAAAACACUCAUGACUGAUACAGACCCAAACAUUGAUGUUUUAUGUAUUUAAAUGUAUGUACUUACCAAGAUCAGUCUUGUGCAGCCAGGCGGAGUAUUUCCCCUCUGACAGCCAAGCUGGGUCAAAACCUGUUAUCCGUUGGUGACUGGACUUUUGCUGCUUGUCAGGGGCAGGGCAUGCAGCAAUUUGGCUCUUUCCUGUACUUGGAUCCAGAGCAGGAGAGCUACUCUGGGUGCUAAAUUCUAGAACUGACUUGAUCAUAGCUUUCUUCUAAGAAUCUGCACAAAAUAGCCCAUAAUGAUUAAGUGAAAACAUCAUUUCAGACAUUUUUGUAAAACUGAUGUGGAUAUUGUUUAGGUGACCCUGUUUUUAUGUGGCUAAGAUAGGUUUUGCUGCUGUCCCCGUCCACAGUCACCAGACUACUUUGAUAGAAACAGCCCUUUUUUCUACCUAGCUCCCAUGCCAUUUAUAGUCUCUUUUGGGUCCAUCUGAAUCAUUCUGUGUCCCCUCUUGAAAUUCAGAGGUUUUACGGGUUCACAACGACAGUGCAUGUGGAACUCUUCGUUGGUUGUUUUUAUUGUGUUUCUCCUUAGCAGCCGUAGUAUGAGUCAUGGGGUGGAUAACUGAUCAAGAGCUCCAAUUAGAGCUGAUCUGAUUGAUGGAUGAGAGGAGCAGCUGCUGCAGAGGCGAGUGAAAGUAAGGGAAGUAAUAAAGCAACUCAAGACAUAAAAUAAGCACAGCAGAAAUGUCAGACAGGAUGAACCAUGGUGUUAAACUAUAUAUCUUUAAAUGUUUUAGUCAUGGCUGAAAAUAACAAAAAUAAACAGGUUUGCUGAAUUCACAUAUCACUGCAAUUCACAACAGUUUGCAAUUUCUACCUGGAAGGUUUAUAUCAAGGUCACAGUGAUUCAGUCUACGAAGACGUCAUCAACAUCCAUGUAUGCAUAUGAUGUCAUCCGGAGACUUUAAGCGAUUUUUUGGAGCUAAUGCUAGCUACUUUCAUUGGAAAAGAGUUGGCAGCUCUGCCCUACUUGUGAACUAUAGCCAAGAAAACAAUACUAUUAAGAAUCAGAAAAAAACUCAUCAUCUCCCAAUGGUUGGAUCAACUAACACAGCAGAUAACAAUGGAGCAACACUCAGCUCUGGAAAAAAGUUAUACUGAUGGAUUAUGUGUUAAAGGUUUGAUUUUAUUUUCUGAACGUUACACUUAUGGACUAUCUGUGUAAACUGCCCAUCAAAACAUUAAAGGGGAUCUAAUGUUUUUUUCAACCUGGGCCCUAUUUUCCGAUCUACUUUUGUCUAAAUGAGAUAUAGGAUGUUCAA
Epinephelus lanceolatus (giant grouper) is the source of this 2417-nucleotide messenger RNA. NCBI's taxonomy places the organism in Eukaryota, Metazoa, Chordata, Actinopteri, Perciformes, Serranidae. The record is from RefSeq and is a predicted model, not a curated record.